Messenger RNA from Microthlaspi erraticum, 432 nucleotides. The record is from the annotation of a GenBank genome assembly. NCBI's taxonomy places the organism in Eukaryota, Viridiplantae, Streptophyta, Magnoliopsida, Brassicales, Brassicaceae.
AUGGAUGUACCAGAGGGUAAUGGAAACCCUUUGGGUAAUGGACUCGGUCGAGCUAGGCAAACUCGACCGAUUGGUCUAGGAGAUGCUCCAAACCGCCAUCAACAAAGACAAGGGAUUGUCCCACCACCUGUGCAGAACCACAACUUUGAGAUCAAGCUGGGUAUGAUCAACCUUGUCCAGAACAAGAUGUUCCAUGGAUUGCCAAGUGAAGACCCCAUUGAUCACCUUGAUGAGUUUGAUAGGUUAUGUGAUUUGACAAAGAUCAAUGGUGUCUCUGAAGAUGCCAUCAAGCUGAGACUCUUCCCUAUGUCUCUUGCUGACAAGGCUCACCAAUGGGAGAAGAGCCUGCCCCAUGGCACAAUCACCACUUGGGAUGAAUGCAAGAAGGCUUUCUUGCUAAGUUUUUCUCCACCGGUCGCACAGCCAAGUUAA